AUGCCCAAGCAUGUCCCAACAUUCAAACACCUCCUCUCGCGAUCUUUCCUCGCUCCGGAUAACAGGGAGAAGAAGAAAGAACCUUGCUUCAAUGACCUCCUGGCCCAAGCUCGUCGAAAUAGAUCGGAUGUACAGGAGAUAACCCGAGAUCGACCUGGUCAUCUUGUCGACAUCGACUUUGUCUCCCCUAUUCCUAUCGUUCCUGCGAUCUUGGAAGGGGCACCAUUACCAGGCGAGAUCACAAGAACCCAAAUCAUUGAAAGAAACCGUCUUGCACGUCGUACACCCGGACCCGCCGCACCAGCAUGUUGGACACUCCCCUCUAUCUCUCAUCCCUCUUUACCCUCUUCCAAGACCUCUGUACAAUUAUCAAGCCAUCAAAUCCGAUUAUAUUCAUCUUUGAUAUCCCAUCAACCUCCUUCUCGUCCGACCAACGGUACAUCAUCUCUGGUCCAUUAUUGUUUGAUGACAGUUCUAAAGUAUGUCGAAGACGAAACUCCUCUAUACCAGCUCUCUUCCUCGACAUCUGAAAAGAAAACAAUAACAAGAGGAGAGAUUAUACGUUCUCAAAUCUCAUGGAUGGAUACUCAUACGAAGAUCCUUUUGAUGGAUAUUUCCUCUGAAUUAGAAGAAAAACAUCCUUGGAGAUUAAAGGAUAAAACAAUGAAACUUCUUUUACGUCCUCCUAAUCAUACUUCCCUGUCACUUGAUGAUGAACAAAUCAACAUUGUCGACGAGAGAGGAAAGUCAAGUAAUCAACCGAUCAUAUUAGAUAACUCAUGGACUCAAUCUGUAGACACUGGCAUUGGCAUCGGCAUCGAAAAUGAGAGUGAUUUGGAGAAAGAGGAUAGUUGGGAUGAAGAAGAAGAUUCAACUUCAAUAAUCCAUCAUUUACCUCUUACUCUUCAUCCUUCUCCUGAGAAAUUCUUGAAACAAUUAAAUAACUUCCCUUAUUUAUCCCUUAUAUCAUUGAAUUUGACAGGUUCUACCCUUCCUACAAAUUCAGAUUCUUUGGUUGGGGUUUUACCUGCUGUAUUACGUGAAUUAUGUUUGUCGGGAGUGAGGUAUAGAGGUAAAGAAGAUGAUUGGUGGAGGGGGAUAAAAGGGAUGGGUGGGAAAAUGGUUCUUUUGAUUUUAUUAGACUUAUCGUUCCCUCCGUAUCGAAUAACAGAUCAAAUUGCCAAAGAAGUAUUCCAACCGGCUCAUACUCGAUUUCCAUCUCUGAAAGUACUAGGCUUACGGGGUCAUAUCUCUCAAGAGAAUUCGAAACAGGAUGAGAUGAAGGAUAAAACCGAAGAGAAUCGGAUGAGGAGAAGGAAUGUAGAGAAGAGUCUAAGAGGGAAUAGGAAAAGAUGGGUGGAUGUUAUCUGGGAUUGA
Tremella mesenterica DSM 1558 is the source of this 1377-nucleotide messenger RNA. RefSeq lists its product as uncharacterized. NCBI's taxonomy places the organism in Eukaryota, Fungi, Basidiomycota, Tremellomycetes, Tremellales, Tremellaceae. The record is from RefSeq and is a predicted model, not a curated record. The transcript is spliced from 3 exons. Bases 1 to 1377 code for a protein of 458 amino acids.